This is a messenger RNA of Oppia nitens, 1012 nucleotides long. RefSeq names its product testis-specific serine/threonine-protein kinase 2-like. The record is from RefSeq and is a predicted model, not a curated record. Bases 116 to 976 code for a protein of 286 amino acids. The transcript has a single exon. Lineage: Eukaryota; Metazoa; Arthropoda; Arachnida; Sarcoptiformes; Oppiidae. Gene Ontology annotation, cellular component: cytoplasm. Gene Ontology annotation, molecular function: protein serine/threonine kinase activity; tau-protein kinase activity; ATP binding. Gene Ontology annotation, biological process: intracellular signal transduction; protein phosphorylation; microtubule cytoskeleton organization.
ACAGCUCAGACAGUAUAACACAAUUAUCAUUAAAAUUGUUAUUUAUUUAUAUACAUGUUUAUUGCAAUUGAUUAGCAAUAGUAGUGUUGAUACCGAUCGACGACCUGUCCUAUUGAUGACUACACCGAGUGAUAAAAAGUUAGUCAAACUAUCGGACGAAGAGUCUAAUAUAUUGAGUCGUAAGGGCUAUACUAUUGAGAAAUACUCGCUAAACUCUGGCGCCUACGCCGAUGUCUACAAAGGCCAAUACAAUGGACAGGAUGUGGCCAUCAAAGUGAUUGACACCAGAAAAGUAUCCGAAGACUAUAGAAGCAAAUUCUUGCCGCGAGAACUGUAUGUUAUGCGUAAACUAAAGCAUCGGUUUAUACCCCGUAUGGAUGAGAUACUGUUGAUCGGUAAUCGUAUAUUUGUAGUCAUGGAAUUGGCCGAAGGCGGCGAUUUGUUGGAUAUGAUUAACGCUAAUCGCCGGCCAUUGACAGAACCGGUAGCCAAACGCUACUAUCGACAAGUGUCCGAAGCACUGGACUAUAUACACAACGAAGCAAUAGCCCAUCGGGACAUCAAAUGCGAGAAUAUUUUGCUAAACAAACAGAAAACAGUGGCCAAACUGACCGACUUUGGGUUUGCCCGAACCUGUUUCAAUGCACAAAGCGGUUAUCGCAUGUUAGCCGAAACCCAGUGCGGUACUACUGGUUACGCAUCGCCCGAACUGCUCAGCGGACAGCCAUUUGACGCUAUGAUGAACGACUGUUGGGGAAUGGGUGUUGUACUGUAUGUAAUGUUGACCACCAAAAUGCCGUUUACCGUCAAACACUUGCGCACCAAACAGCUGACCAAACACUAUAGACUACAACAAUUGCCAAUCAGUGACGACAGCAAAGAUCUGAUUUCCAAACUGCUUGAACCAGAAGUCAGCAAAAGACUUACAAUGCCUCAGGUCCUCAACCAUCGGUGGCUUAAAGGGGUUAAAGUUUAAAAUCGUCGAUUAAAGCCCAGAGAAUCGGUAGUAUUU